CUCUCCCAUUUAUAAAACACCGCGAGACGGAGUGUGUAACAGAAGAGUGGUUCAACUUGUUUGACACAUGUUGACAUAGGAAAAGAAAGAAUUCAAAGAUAAAUAUUAACUUUGAGAGAAAAAAAAAAAAAAAGAAAAUCGAAGCGAGAAUAACCAGGCCAAAAUGCUGUAUAUCAUCUUAAGUAUCACAAACUUCUGCUUCGCGGUAACUCAGUUUGUCAUCAAUGGCAUGUCCAGUGCUGGUCCAGACGGAACUGUCUUCAUUAACAAGACUGGAGUUUUGUCAAAAUAUUAUGAUACUGCCAUAACACCAGCUGGAUGGACAUUUAGCAUUUGGGGCUUUAUUUAUGCCUGGCAGGCUCUCUGGGUUAUUUACUCAUUGAUCAACAUCUUUAGAAAGAACCAGAAUGGGGCAGUAUGUGACAACCCGAGGUUCCUGCCGCUGUCAAUGUUCGUCUUGUGUAUUCUGAUUUGCUGCUUAAAUAUCACCUGGCUAAUUACCUUUGACAGACAGAAGAUUGAAGUCUCCUGCGCUGCUCUCAUAGCCUACGUUUUGCUAAUGUAUGCAGCCAUGAUCGUUUCAUACCGCGCACUGGACAAGGCAUCCCCUCAGCUCGUAGACCAGCAGCAAGUCAAGGAUAUUUGGCUUACCAGGGCUCUUGUUCACAACGGUCUGGCCAUCCAGGCUACUUGGGUGACCAUAGCGUCGUUGCUAAACAUCGCCAUGGUGAUGACCUACAGUGGAGGCAAGAAUGUUGACUACGACACUGCCGGUACAGUCGUUUUAGCCCUUUUAUCUUUCAUCUUACUGUCGUAUGUCUUAGCAGACCUCUUCCUAUUAGACAGAUACACCCGAUAUACAAUCACUCCCCAUAUGGUUGUGGUUGUUGCUCUAUCUGGCAGCAUCAACAACCAUUAUGAAGAAGGCGAGAGGAACUCUGUUUUCAAAAUAGUUCUUCUGUCCAUUGCCGCUGCUUUCUUGCUAGUCAAAGUUAUUGUCACCAUAUACAGACAUUUCAAGAAACAGCGUUACAUCACCAACUUUACACCGACUACAAGUGAAAAGCAGCCCAAUGGGAUCUUAGCGUAAGUUUAACGAAUCAAAGUUUCCAGCAUUUCUUGUUGUUAAUAGCUCGCUUUGUUUUAGGUUGUAUCAAACCAUCAUACAUUUCAAUAGAUGUACUUUAUGUAAUUUAUAAAGUAAAUAUACAAUGACUUCAUAUUGAAGCAAGAGGUCAAUAGACAGGCUUGUAUUUUUUUAUAGAUUGUUGAUUUUUUAAUUAAAAUGUUGUUGCUGAUUUAUAUUCAAUUAUCAAUGCGAUUUGUUUGUAUAUAGGCCUAUAUUUGGCUAAAUCUGUUUGUAAAUGGAAGACAACAAGCUUUACAAUAAUGAAAUUUUUGUGACAUUUAAAACUGAUGUGCCUUAUCUUUGUAUGUGAUGCAUUUCUGUAGUAUUCUAUGCAUAAAUGUUCCAAAUGUUUAUCUCAAAAAUAUAUUUUUUUAUAUUUAUAAUUUUAUAUUAUAUAUAUUUAAACCUUAGAAUCAAAUGUUUUUAAUGAUUAAAAAAAAAAAACUGUCCUACAUUUAAGACUA
Molecule: messenger RNA, 1593 nt
Organism: Biomphalaria glabrata
Lineage: Eukaryota; Metazoa; Mollusca; Gastropoda; Planorbidae
Exons: 3
Coding region: 164-1090 (308 amino acids)
Source: RefSeq, a predicted model, not a curated record